Molecule: messenger RNA, 4962 nt
Organism: Limanda limanda (common dab)
Lineage: Eukaryota; Metazoa; Chordata; Actinopteri; Pleuronectiformes; Pleuronectidae
Product: adhesion G protein-coupled receptor F5-like
Exons: 28
Coding region: 1-4905 (1634 amino acids)
Biological process (GO): G protein-coupled receptor signaling pathway; cell surface receptor signaling pathway
Cellular component (GO): membrane
Molecular function (GO): G protein-coupled receptor activity
Source: RefSeq, a predicted model, not a curated record
AUGUGUGUUAACAGAAAAGCCCUGUUGGGUUUCACAGUUUGUUACCUAAAUGGCAGUAACGUCCAGUGCAGAUGUGAGGACCAGUACGUCUGGUCUUCUACGAACUGUGCUACAUACGGAGCCUGUGAUGAGAUCUCUAAUGACACUUGCAGCUGUAUCAAAAGUAUUCCAUCCAAUGGGCAGUACUGCCAGCAAAAGACAGUUUGCUCUCUGAGCAGCAAUGGUUACCAGUGCAGAUGUGAGGAUCAGUAUCGUUGGUCAUGUGACCAGUGUUUCAUGUAUGGAUCCUGUGACAACAUCACCUCCAACACAUGUGGAUGCAUCAAUGCCAUCUCUGCUGAUGGACAGCAUUGUCAGCCUGUUGACCAAUACAUUGUCUAUGAAUAUAUUAUCACAAUUGAGCUGAACACCACAGAUGUUACAGAGAUAGACCGACUGAGAAACAUCAGCUACCCAGUCAGCUUCAGCAACAACACACAAGUCUCUGGCAUGAACAUCUGUACAGUUUGCUCUCCAAGCAGCAGUGGUUACCAGUGCAGAUGUGAGGAUCAGUAUCGUUGGUCAUGUGACCAGUGUUUCAUGUAUGGAUACUGUGACAACAUCACCUCCGACAAAUGUGGAUGCAUCAAUGCCAUCCCUGCUGAUGGACAGCAUUGUCAGCCUGUUGACAAACACAACUUGACAUUUUGUCCAGUUCUGACGACCACUCCAUCACCAACAAUUGUCUAUGAAUAUAUUAUCACAAUUGAGCUGAACACCACAGAUGUUACAGAGAUAGACCGACUGAGAAACAUCAGCUACCCAGUCAGCUUCAGCAACAACACACAAGUCUCUGGCAUGAACAUCUCUACAGUUUGCUCUCCAAGCAGCAGUGGUUACCAGUGCAGAUGUGAGGAUCAGUAUCGUUGGUCAUGUGACCAGUGUUUCAUGUAUGGAUCCUGUGACAACAUCACCUCCGACACAUGUGGAUGCAUCAAUGCCAUCCCUGCUGAUGGACAACAUUGUCAGCCUGUUAUCCAAUACAACUUUACAUUUUGUCCAGUUCUGACGACCACUCCAUCACCAACAACUUCUCCAGUUGUCUAUGAAUAUAUUAUCACAAUUGAGCUGAACACCACAGAUGUUACAGAGAUAGACCGACUGAGAAACAUCAGCUACCCAGUCAGCCUCACCAACAACACACAAGUCUCUGGCAUGAACAUCUCUACAGUUUGCUCUCCAAGCAGCAGUGGUUACCAGUGCAGAUGUGAGGAUCAGUAUCGUUGGUCAUGUGACCAGUGUUUCAUGUAUGGAUCCUGUGACAACAUCACCUCCGACACAUGUGGAUGCAUCAAUGCCAUCCCUGCUGAUGGACAGCAUUGUCAGCCUGUUGACAAACACAACUUUACAUUUUGUCCAGUUCUGACGACCACUCCAUCACCAACAAGUAAGACUGAGGAAACAACAAAAAUCAGCACCACCACCCCAACCACAACUACAGCUGCUACCUUGACCACGGCUACCAACACGACUACUAUUGCUACCACUAAAACUACGCCCACCCCGAUCACAACUACUGCUGCUACCACAACCACUACCCCUACAACAACCGCUACUACCACUACCCCUACCACGAUUGUUACCACGGCUACCACCACGACUACGAUUGCUACCACUAACACUACCAACCCCCCCACUACAACUACCGCUACCACUACCCCUACCACGACCACUACUACGAUUGCUACAACGGCCAGCACGGCUACCACCAGGACUACGAUUGCUACCACUAACACUACCCCCACCCCCAUUACAGCUGCUGCCACAACCACUACUCUUACCACGACCGCUACUACGAUUGUUACCACGGCUACCCCUGCUACCUCCACGACUACGAUUGCUACCACUAACACUACCACCACCCCAACCACAACAACGACCACUACCCCUACCACGACCACUACUACGAUUGCUACAACGGCCACCACGGCUACCACCAGGACUACGAUUGCUACCACUAACACUACCCCCACCCCCAUUACAGCUGCUGCCACGACUACUACCCCUACCACGACCGCUACUACGAUUGUUACCACGGCUACCCCGGCUACCACCACGACUACGAUUGCUACCACUAACAGUACCACCAUCCCAACCACAACUACGGCUGCGAUCUUGACGACAGCUUUCAAUAUGGAAAUGGUAAUGAGAUUAGACAUGGAUUACACAUCAGAAUUAAGUGACACAUCAAGUACCGUGUACAAAGAUUUGAAGUCAAAGAUCGAUCCAGUGAUAGUUGAGCAGUUUAAAGGAAUACCAGGAUAUAGAGGAGGUUUUGUGACAGUAUUCAGCAAAGGAAGCAUUAUUACAAAAUUUGUUGUACAGACGACACAAGUGGACUUUGAUAAAAUCUUGGUCGAAAAUCAAAAACUCCCUGAAGCAAUAAAAAAUAGUGGGAUUGCUCCUGUCAUUGGCGCAGUUUCUGCAUUUUACCAAAGUUCAACUUCGAUCAGCAUUCCAGAGCUCACUUACACUGGUGCCAGCCUGUCCCUGAAGUGUGAGCCUCCAGAAAGCUUUAGCGUGGGACUAAUUUCCAGUUCCAGAUGGACAUUUAAUGGACGGGAAAUUAAACAUGGUGGAAGGUUUAAUAUAAUCACUACCAAUUCUAUGUCUAUGCUUGAAGUUAAAGACGUCAUUCCUGGUGAUAGUGGACCUUACAGUUGUACUCUGAGCAAAAACGACCUGGAAUUCCAGCAAAAAGGAUUUGUAACGGAAAGCAAAAUCAAAGAAGCUCCUGUAGUGCGUCUCAAGAGUGAAUUUCAUGUAAAAUGCUUAACAGGAAAGAUACAACCACUCAAGUGUUGUGUGCAACGUCCCUACAAAAUCAAGUGGUUUCAAGGCAAAGACCCAUUGAGCUCAGUUCCUAUUACCGAUGAAGACACCAACUGCAUCAAGCAUGAUUACAAAUUAGAAAGCUGCAGCGGAUCAGGGGAAGAUCAAGUCAUUUUUACAUGCAGGGUAGAAAACCCAUCAAGUUAUGAAAUGAAAUCGACAAUGACGAUCUUCAAAGAGAAUUUCAGAUGCAAUGACGCUCAGUAUGGGACCGGCCGAGUAGGAGACCGAUCAAGCAUUGAGUGUGAUAUAGGUCAAGUAGGGAAAAGGCUGGCGGAAUGUCAGGAAACGGGCGAGUGGAAACUGGUCGUAGACACCUGCAUUGUUAUAGAAAUCAAUGAAUUACUGAUUGAGUCACAGACUUUGGUUGUGGAGGGAGUGCCAGAAUUUGUAGGGAAUCUAAGUAAAGCUGUCCAGAAAGAAAGACAGGACAUUGAAAAUUCAACUGCAACCAUAUCAGCCAUCGUUGACAUCCUAAACACUCUUGCAAAUGUUUCAACUACUGUUGAUGAAACCAUAAUGCAGAAUAUCCUAGAGACUAUUGAUGUCAUCAUAGGUGAAGAAUCAAGAGAGUCUUGGGUCAUUUUGAAUGCAAAUGAAACCAGCAAUUCCAGCUCGAAAUUAUUGGGUUCGUUGGAGAGCCUCUCCAGUGAUUUGGACGGAGAGUUUUCCGUGAGGACUCCAAGGAUCCUGCUAAACAGAACAAAGUUUGAUGACACCUUCAUGGCAGACCUGAACUCCAGCAUCGUCCUAAACAUUACACAAAACAGCAUGAGCAAUGUUUUUAUUACCACCAUCCUCCUCUCAACCCUUAAUAUUGUUAUGCCGACCCGAAACUCAACCUUUAACGUCAGCCCCUUCAAUACCACCAGUAAUGAAACUGCCAGUGAUAAUGCCAUCAAUGCAGCCGUGUUGCUUGUCAAAAUAAAUGCCACAGUUCAGAAUGUCCUUCUGAGCUACGACAAGCUGAACAGCUCCUUGACAAUGAACCCGCAGUGCGUCUUCUGGAACUUCACACUUUUUGAUAAUAUUGGUGCUUGGGAUGAUGAGGGAUGUAAGUUUGUUUCCAACAUAAACAACAUAGUAACCUGCAGCUGUAACCACCUCACCUCCUUCUCAAUUCUGAUGGCAACGGACAUCCCUCCAUCUCUAAGAAAAGCCUUGGAUAUAAUCACUUAUGUUGGAGUUGGAAUAUCUCUGGCAAGCUUGGUUAUAUGUCUAGUUAUUGAAGGGUAUGUUUGGAAAGCCAUUACCAGGAAUAGCACUGCCUUCAUGCGUCACGUUUCCAUCGUAAAUACAGCCCUGUCUCUGUUGAUCGCUGAUAUCUGUUUCAUCAUUGGUGCCUCUAUAGCAAACAAUCCCCUUGAAAACCCAGGGGGGAACUACGAACUUCCUCUUGGACCAUGCAGCACUGCAACAUUUUUUAUGCAUUUUUUCUACCUUGCUCUAUUCUUUUGGAUGCUCGUGUCAGGCCUUUUGCUCUUUUACAGGACGGUCAUGGUCUUCUCGUACAUGUCCAAGUCAAUCAUGUUGGCCAUUGGUUUCUGUUUAGGAUACGGCUGUCCUCUGAUUAUAGCUGUUAUUACUGUUGCUGUCACAGCACCGGGGAAUGGAUACAUCAGGAAAUCCGAGGCUUGUUGGCUGAACUGGUUUGAGGCAAAAGCCCUCCUGGCCAUGGUGAUACCAGCCUUGACCAUAGUUUUCAUCAAUAUUUUAAUUGUAAUUUGGGUCUUAUACAAAAUGCUGAAAAGAGGUGUGGGAGACGCUGCACAAUCAGAUGAAAAACACACGCUGGUGGUCAUAACAAGGUGUCUGGUCAUUUUGACUCCUUUAUUUGGAUUGACCUGGGGUCUGGCUGUGGGAACCAUGGUAUCAUCAACAAAUGAAACAAUCCAUAUUGCCUUUGCAUUCUUCAAUUCACUACAGGGUUUCUUCAUUUUAUUGUUUGGGGUACUUCUCGAUUCAAAGACGCGAUCUAUCCUCGGAAGGAAAUCACCUCGAACAAGCACUGGCUCUAAUUCUACGAGGACGUGAUAUGCUCCAGAAGAUAUGGCAUUUCCUCCUUGAGUGGAAACAAUUUUAUAGGCAGAC